Urocitellus parryii (Arctic ground squirrel) is the source of this 500-nucleotide messenger RNA. It is a transcript of the gene Ninj2, whose product is annotated as ninjurin 2. The record is from RefSeq and is a predicted model, not a curated record. NCBI's taxonomy places the organism in Eukaryota, Metazoa, Chordata, Mammalia, Rodentia, Sciuridae. Gene Ontology annotation, cellular component: membrane. Gene Ontology annotation, biological process: tissue regeneration; cell adhesion.
CAGUCUGUUUCUAGCACCCGGUGUGUGAAGGUUCUGGAGGGCAGCAAGAUGGAAUCAGAAAGAGAAAUCAUCGACCUUCAACCUGGGAACUCCAACCCCAGGAGGAACCAACCCAUCAACCUGAACCAUUAUGCCACCAAGAAGAGUGUGGCAGAGAGCAUGCUGGAUGUGGCUCUCUUCAUGUCCAAUGCCACACGGCUGAAAGCGGUGCUUGAGCAGGGACCGUCCUCUCAUUACUACACUGCCCUUGUCACCCUCAUCAGCAUCUCUCUGCUCCUGCAGGUGGUCAUCGGAAUCCUCUUGGUUGUCAUUGCACGGCUGAACCUGAACGAGGUGCAGAAGCAAUGGCGACUAAACCAGCUCAACAAUGCGGCCACCACCUUGGUCUUCAUCACUGUUGUCAUCAACGUCUUCAUUACAGCCUUUGGGGCACAAAAGACAGGCUUCCUGACUGCCAGGGCCUCAAGGAAUCCCCUUUGAGCACAGCCUGGGACCUAGGU